CAGGUGCAAUAAAAUCAAGUAAGUUGUGUAAUUUGCUAUAGAAAAAGGAGUGCCCACAAGGUGUUCGAAACAAUUCCUCAAUGGGUUUUUCGAGGAAGAGUUGUUCAAAAAGAAGACAACACGAAUUGGGUUUCACUGAUCGUCUUCAUUGUCACGUGGAUCUCACGUGAUCAAAGCUUCAACAUCUUGUUACGUGAUAAAAGCUUCAUCUUUUUGUUAUCAUCUCUGUUGAUUUUCCCGCCUCGCAAACCCUAGAGACCAAGAAAACGCAAGAAAGCUUGAGAGAAUCAUGGAGUCUUCUCCUACCCAUUUCUUCGGAGAUAAUGGCGACGCAAAAAAACACAAACUUGCCUGGCGUUACUACGAACAAGGAGAUCACAUGAAGGCCUUGGACGUAAUUGAAGAUUCGGUUUUGAAGAUCGGUGAGAAACUCAAGCUUCCAUCAGAUCUUUAUUUCCUACAAGGUGAUAUCUUCAUGGCACUAGCGAGAAAAACCGAGAACAGUGAGUUGAAAUUCACAUUCUUGUUGGGUUCUGUGGAAUGCUAUUUGGAAGAUUACAUGGUACAAGCUUUCGCUGCAAUUUCUCUCUUCCAUUUGGGGGAUCAUCUUGGCUCAGCAUUGUAUUACAAGAAAGCCUUGAGGGUUGCAAAAAAGAGUUUAUCUUUUAUGUCUUUUGACCCAUCGAAAUCGGACCAGCUAAUUACUAAACGUACACUUGAGGGUAUAGUCGAAAAGGCAGGGUCAAGGAUCCUCCAUGGCCUUACUAUGAAAAGCUCUGAACCGAAACUGAGGGAGUCAAAGGAAAUAAGAAUCAAGAAAAGGAAUGACUUGCAUACCAUUGCGGCUAAUGAAUUGAGGCGUUAUUGGGCGGGUAUGAGUGCUGAGAGUAAAAGGAACUUCAUGAAAGUUAGCACUGUAGAGCUUAGAAGUUAUGUCGAGAGAGAAUAUGGAAGAGAGAGACUUGAUGCUUUGGAGCAAGUUCUUGACUCUGCAAGGAUAAACAGAAAAUGGAAAUUCUGGAUGUGUCGAACUUGUUCACAGAAGUUCUUUUAUCCUAAAAAGUUUAAGAAUCAUCUUGAACAAGUUCAUGGCGCAAAAUAUAAACCUCCGAGAGAAGAUUUGGCACAGAGUGUAGAUGAAGUCUGGGCUGGUAGGAUAUCGGUUGCAGAUUGGGAACCUGUAGAUGCACUAGCUGCUGCUGAAAUGAUCAAGAACCGUCUUGAAUUUGUGAAAGACUUUGUAUAUGUGAGUGGAUGGUCCAAAGACUGGCCUUUAGCUGCAGAUGAAGAGCGUAGGAAAUUACUGAAGGAAAUCCAAUCGCUCCUUGUGUCGUUUUUGGAGCGUAAAAUUCUCUCUUGUAGCAUUCGAGACUGGAUGAUGCAGUUUCCUGUUAAGUAUCUUGCGCAAUUUGAAGUUCCCGAGCACACUCUUACUACCCAGUGCCGUUUAGUGGAAACACCUCAGAGUAUUUGUUUUUUGGAAUGUCAUGAACUAAAUCAAAUUCUAGACCUUCUCAAACGCAUCAAGUGUGUAAGGGAUGAUGGUACAGAACUGGUUUCAAAGGCAACAGACAGUUUAUGGCGUCAUACUCAAGUUAAAGAAAAGAUUGAUAUUGACCAUGAGUUUUCAUUUAUCCUUCUGGAUAAAAGAUUGCUGAGAGGCAAGAUUGCUUCAUUCUAUGAUGAAGGGUCAAUAGAUGUUUGUGAUCACAAUGUUCACUACGCCAAGACACAUCCUCAGGGCGAUGAUAUCAUAACUUGGUUACUUGAAGACUACUCUUUAAGAGAGAGCUUUGGAUUCCCCAGAUCUAUUAGGGCACACAAUCUUGAUAUAAGGAUGGCUGUUCUGAGAGCCAUUCACUUCACGCGUAGGACUUUGGUAGCCAGAUAUGCAAAGAAGUGGCAGAUCCUAUGUUAUGAUGUAUGUCUUAAUAAAGCCAAGAACUUAUGUAUACAAGAAGGUGAAAGGAGAAUGAAUGUUCCUGAAGAUCAAAGGAACAUAUAUGCAUCUCUUCUAUGCGACAGCUGUGAAGAGCAGUUAACGAUAGACGUUGAAGAUCCUCUUUUUACAGAACUAUUCUUGUGUGCAGUACGAGAUGUUCUCGAUGGAGCAUCGCAUCCGACAUUUGAUUUCACUACUGCAGAAGAUUGCCUGAAACUUAUACAUGGGCAUAAAAAUAUCAGUGAUGAUAUAGUGUUAAAGUCCAUAGACCAUCUGAAAUCAGUGGUCACCAACAAGGUUCUGCUAGCCGAUUCAAAGAUUUUGCUGAUUGAAAAUUCAAGGAUAAAUUUGCUUAACGACCUCGUCAGGCUUUCUGUUUUUGACUACCGCUCUUAUAUCCUUCCCUUGCUGAAACGUUUCUUGCGGGAAGAGUUGGAUGUGAUUGUAGAUAUGGAUGCCAAAGCCAAGUUAGCUGCAGUACAAGAAGAACUUUUAUCCGAGGAAAAGAAAGAGAAGGAGAAGAAGUCAGGGUCAAAGAAGAAAAAACAUAAAAGCAACAAGAGAACUUCAACAAGCAUGUUGAGUCAUCUUGAUCAGGAUGACACACAUGAAUCUUCUAUUAACACUGAACCGGGAAUUACAUUAAGGACGGAGGAAGAAGACUCUAUGGAACCAGAAGAAAGGGGUCGAUUGAAAACUUCAUCCAACACUAACAAUCAAGAGGAAGCUAUUAAAGAUUUCAAAAACAUGCCUAGAAAAGAUUCACUGUCAGAAGAUGCAACCAGAUACCGUUCAGCUCUUGACAUGACGCUUAAGGCCCUCUUAAACAUUAAGGUUCUUCAAGAUGAUUUGGUGCACAAUCGGCAACCAUUUCAUGGCAACUUGGAAGAACAAGUUCCUUAUGCACUGCAGAAUUUAUUUUCUGCUUUUGUCUCGGAACAGAUAGCAGAAGAGGGACUCUACAGUUACCUCCUGAGCAACUUACUUGCUUCCAUAGAAGGAGUUCAUUCCAUGUCAAGUGAUGCUGCUGAGGUAGUUGUCGCGAUCCUCGAGUUUUGUCAUUGCUGGAAAAGUCCAGAAAGAGAAAGCUUGGUAACUAGACUUUUUACAUUGGAGGAAUAUGAAAGAAUGAGUUGUAAAAAAUGCAAAAGGAAGCCAAAUUAUCCAGAGCAAAGUUCUUAUGGAAUUGUUAUGGCUGCAAAUUCAAUCAGAAACCUGAAGUGUGCUUUUGGGAAUAUAAAGUUUGAUGACAUCCUCAAAUUGGGCCGCAUGAAAGAUGGAAUGAUGUGUGAUGUUAAAACAGGAGGCUGUGGAGAGAUAAACUUUGUUCACCGCACUAUAUGUAGAUGCCCGCCCAUCUUCACUAUUGUGUUGGAAUGGGAGAAGAAUGAAACUGAAAAAGAAAUAUCUGAAACAACAAAGGCAUUGGACUGGGAGAUAGAUAUCUGCAGGCUAUACGAAGUCUUAGAAGAACCAAACAUUAAGUACCGGCUUGUGUCAAUGAUUUGUUGUGUUGAAGAAGGAGAAUACAUUUGCAUGGCUUAUAAAAAGAACCGGUGGGUCAGUCUCAGACAUGAAACUUUAGCAGAAGAGGUUGUUGGUAACUAGAAGAAUGUGGUCAGAUUCUGUGGAGAAAGAAAUGUUCGGCCUGAGAUUCUGUUUUACGAAGCAUUUCAAUGGCCUAACAAGUGGCAAAAGUUAAUAUCAAGGGAAAAUCAAUAUGAAAACCUAUCAUUCAUGUAGAAAAACAGUGACAUCUUUCAAAUCAACAGUCGUUUUCUUUGUUCAUGUAUGAAUCUUGAGAAAGAGUAAUUAACAGACAGACAAGGGUUGAGAAGAGCUGUGGAUUAACAGAGACUAUGGCACUGUGAAGUAUUGUCGAAACAUUUAGUGGAUACAGUCCUUUUGCAAUUAGGCUUUUUAUUCGACUUUGUUAUUGUUUCUGAACAUGUGAAUUUUAAUUACAAUACUUUAAUUUUUUGGUCAUAA
Molecule: messenger RNA, 3931 nt
Organism: Arabidopsis lyrata subsp. lyrata
Lineage: Eukaryota; Viridiplantae; Streptophyta; Magnoliopsida; Brassicales; Brassicaceae
Exons: 12
Coding region: 290-3550 (1086 amino acids)
Biological process (GO): protein deubiquitination
Molecular function (GO): cysteine-type deubiquitinase activity
Source: RefSeq, a predicted model, not a curated record